CGGUGCCCUUGUUACAAUGGGGACCGUUGUUGAUCACUAGUUAGCCAACUUGUUGUCAAAAAACUGCGGAUUACUGUAACUGCCGGUUGAUAUAGGCGAUUUACUUGGACGCAUACAUGUUAAAGUCCAGUGGAGCAGGUCCAUCCACCUCCUCUCCUCAAUCCAUGAAGGAACCUAAGGACAACUUAUUGAUGAGUGGCCAAUUGAUCCUGGACCACAUCAAGCCAUGCUGGUACUGGGACAAGAAGGAUUUAGCCCACACACCCUCUCAGUCUGAGGGCCUGGAUCCUGGGACUGAAGCCCGCUAUCGCAGAGAGGGCGCCCGCUUCAUAUUUGACGUGGGGACCCGACUUGGACUACAUUAUGACACGCUGGCUACUGGCAUCAUUUAUUUCCACCGCUUCUACAUGUUUCACUCCUUCAAGCAGUUUCCUAGAUAUGUGACAGGUGCAUGCUGUCUUUUUCUGGCUGGCAAAGUUGAGGAAACUCCGAAGAAGUGCAAAGACAUCAUUAAAACGGCCCGCAGCCUCCUGAACGAUGUGCAGUUUGCUCAGUUUGGGGAUGAUCCGAAGGAGGAGGUGAUGGUGUUGGAGAGAAUCCUGCUGCAGACCAUCAAAUUCGACCUUCAGGUGGAGCAUCCCUACAUGUUCCUCCUUCGCUAUGUCAAGCAGCUCAAAGGAGAGAAGAAUAAAGUGUGCAAAGUGCUGCAGAUGGCCUGGACCUUUGUCAAUGACAGCCUGUGCACCAUGCUGUCUCUGCAGUGGGAGCCAGAGAUCAUCGCCGUGGCCGUCAUGUACCUCGCAGGCCGCCUGUGCAAGUUCGACAUCCAGGAGUGGACCGCCAAGCAGUCGUCCCGCCGCUGGUGGGAGCAGUUUGUGCAGGACGUCCCGGUGGAGCUGCUGGAAGAUAUCUGCCAUCAGAUCCUGGACUUGUACUCCCAGGGGAACAAACCCAUCCCGCAGCAGAUUCAGGAGAAGGAGCGAGCGCCGCCUCUGCCCACCCCGGCGCCGCCGGCCCCGCAGGGAGCGCCCCCGCCCGCCACCCCUCCUCCACCACCACCAAAGAAGACGUCCCCUCAGGGCGGCAGCCCUGCCCGCCAACUGAAACGCUCACACACUUCCCCAAAGGAUGAACCAAAGGCUCCGGAACAAGUUGCAUCAAAGAUUCCUCGCCUGGAGAGCCCCAUGCCUCCCCUGCCGACGUCUCAGCCCCCUCCAGCUCCACCCGCCGAGGCGGAACCUGGCAGCGAAGCCGCCCCGCCGCCGCCACACGCUCCUCCCCCCCACCAGCCGCCCCCGCUGCCCCACCGCCCCCCUCCGCCGCCGCCCUCCAACUACCUCAUGUCCACCACCAGCUCCUACAUGUCCGGGGAGGGCUACCAGAGCCUGCAGUCCAUGAUGAAGACGGAGGGCCCCGCCUACGCGCCCAUGCCGCCCAGCUACGCCCCCCCGAUCCCGCCGUACCACCCGCACGUCUACCCGCCGCCCGCGGCGCCGCCCCCGGGCCCGCCCCCUCCCCCCACCAGCUACCCGCCGCCCAACAUGCCGCCAUCCUACCCGCCUCCCGGCUACAACAGCUACCCCCCGCCUCCGCCGCCGCGCAUGCCGCCGGGCCACGUGCCCCCGCCGGGGAUCGGGCUCCCCCCCGCCGGCUACCCCCCUCCGCCGCCGGUGCCCCCGGGGCAGUCGCAGGUACCCCUCCCCCCUCCGCCCGGCAUGCCCCUGAACCGCGGCGGGUGGAUGAGAUGAGAGCGCCGCGGCGGGCCACGAACUCCAGCCUGGGCGGAGUCGAAUCGAGGAUGAGGGUGGGGAUGAGGGGGCGGGGCAGGCAAACGCUCUCUGGAGCGAGGAGAGAAGAGCCGCGUCCCCCCCCCCCCCCCCCCACCCAGAACAAUCCCACCAACAGCUGCUGAGGACACAGCGAGGUCUGGACAGCUUUGUUGUAAGAACCAGAGUGUCUUCAGUGUCCGCUCCACACAGCUUGCAACAAAUCCUGUCCAGUCUCUGAUUUUGUUCAGGAUAAAUCGGCGUCCUGGGUUUUUUUUUUUUUUCUAGUUAAUGUCUGACGUGUUCCGUCACUGUGAGGCAAAGGAAAUGUUUCGUCUUCACUUCGCACCGAGUGGAUCAAACACAAAGUCUGAUUAUUCUCUUUCAUAUUCCGCCGCCCUCAUCUUGUGUUUUUGCUUUUCCUUCAUCUCCAGAAGCCCCACAGCCGUUUUUUUUUUUUUCUUCUUCUUCUUUACAUUCCCACAGUUUUGUGGAGAACAACAGAACUGAGUAAAAAUGCUGAGAUGGCAGAACAUGCAGUUAAAAGGACCGUCACAUUAAAAAGAAACUU
Messenger RNA from Salarias fasciatus (jewelled blenny), 2337 nucleotides. RefSeq names its product cyclin K (gene ccnk). Lineage: Eukaryota; Metazoa; Chordata; Actinopteri; Blenniiformes; Blenniidae. The record is from RefSeq and is a predicted model, not a curated record. Gene Ontology annotation, biological process: regulation of transcription by RNA polymerase II. The transcript has 11 exons. The coding region runs from base 117 to 1748 and encodes 543 amino acids. Gene Ontology annotation, molecular function: cyclin-dependent protein serine/threonine kinase regulator activity.